CAAUGUCAAAGACUUGUGAUUAUCAAACGAGAAGUGCUGUAUUAUAAUGAAUGAAGGUUUAAUUUGACCCCUCUUCACACUGCAUCAUACCAUUAUCAUUUUGAAUACACAUCUUUUAUCACUCAGUAAACUGUGAUAAAUUGAUAAUGGAAGUUGAGCUUUUAAUCCUGGUAUUAAUUGAUGGUCUGGUAAACUUGAUUGAUGAAACAUGUGAACCAUCACUUCAAAUAGAAGAAGCAUCAAUUGUACAUGUUGGAGUCAUAUUUUUUGAAUUAUUUGUAUAGUUUUUUUUUAUUCUAAUUUUAACCAUUAUUUAAGUAUCUUAUUUAUAAGUAUUAAAUUUCUUCUCAAAAAACCACACACAUACACACACAACAAGAACACAAUGAUUCUGAGUCUGAAUUUGAAUCCUCUCCAAUGCAAUUGCAUCUCAUUCAUCACCAGAAGAUUCCUAUCCAGUGUGGUCCCCACACAUUCCCCUUCAGACCAUAUAAAAACCUUAGUUUCAAUGGGUCUUUAUCACCAAACACUUCAAUUUUUCACACAACUUCAUUUCUCUGCUCACCAUUUCAAUUCCAUCCCUUUUGUUCUUCCAUCAGUGAUCAAAGCAUGUUCCUUUACCCACUUUCAUGCAUUUGGCACACAGCUUCAUUGCUUAGCUUUUAUCACAGGCUCAUACACCGACCCAAUUGUCUCGAAUUCAAUUAUUUCUAUGUAUGCGAAAUUUUUUGAUAUCGAAUCAGCACGCCAAGUGUUUGAUACAAUGCCUCACAGAGAUACCAUCACUUGGAACUCUAUGAUCAAUGCUUAUUUGCAAAAUGGGUUGCUUGUAGAAGCUCUGCAAAUGUUGAAAGAUUUUUACUUUCUUGGUUUUCUUCCCAAGCCGGAGUUGUUGGCUAGUAUGGUAUCCAUGUGUGGGAGGGAAAUGGAUUUGGGUUGGAGGAUAGGAAGACAGAUUCAUGGACUUGUUGUUGUUGAUGGGAGGAUACGAAUUCAACAUUCGGUUUUUCUGUCGACGGCUUUUGUGGAUUUCUAUUUUAGGUGCGGUGAUUCUUUGAUGGCUCGAAGUGUGUUUGAUGAGAUGGAGGUGAAAAAUGAGGUUUCGUGGACUGCGGUGAUAUCUGGUUGUGCCAAUAAUCAAGAUUACGAUGUAGCUUUAGCGUGCUAUAGAGAAAUGCAGGUCGAGGGUGUUAGCCCAAAUAGAGUAACACUGAUUGCACUUUUAGCAGCUUGUGCAAGGCCAGGCUUUGUUAAGUAUGGAAAGGAGAUUCAUGGUUAUGCCUUUCGUCGUGGGUUUGAUUCAUGUCAUAGUUUUUCACCGGCUCUCAUAUAUUUGUAUUGUGAAUGUGGACAAUCACUGCACCUUGCUGAACGAAUUUUUGAAGGGUCUAGUUUAAGAGAUGUGGUGCUGUGGAGUUCAAUCAUAGGGAGCUAUGCUCGAAGAGGAGAGAGCGACAAAGCUUUGAAGCUUUUUAAUAAGAUGAGGACUGAAGAAACUGAACCAAACUAUGUAACUUUAUUGGCAGUGAUAUCUGCAUGUACAAACUUAUCUUCAUUUAAGCAUGGUGGUGUAAUCCAUGGCUACAUCUUGAAAUUUGGAAUUGGUUUUAGCAUCUUUGUGUGCAAUGCACUUAUAAAUAUGUAUGCCAAGUGUGGUAGUCUAGAUGAUUCUCGCAAGAUAUUCCUAGAAAUGCCAAGUAGAGAUUCGGUUACAUGGAAUAGUAUGAUCAGUGCCUAUGGCCUUCAUGGAUAUGGAGAACAAGCUUUACAACAUUUUUAUGAAAUGAAAGAGAGAGGAGUCAAGCUUGAUGCAGUCACAUUUCUUGCAGUUUUAUCUGCUUGUAACCAUGCUGGCCUUGUCACCGAGGGACAACAGUUAUUUGAGCAAGUAAAUGCAGAUUGUGAAAUUCCAAUCACCAUAGAGCAUUAUGCAUGCCUAAUUGAUCUUCAUGGAAGGUCAGGGAAACUUGAAGAUGCUUUGGAAAUUCUGAGAACAAUGCCUAUGAAACCGAGUGCAAGAAUAUGGAGCUCUCUUGUAUCAUCCUGUAAGCUUCAUGGAAGACUAGAUAUUGCAGAAUCACUAUCAUCUCAGCUUAUAAGAUCAGAACCAAAUAAUGCUGCUAGUUACACAUUGUUGAGUAUGAUUCAUGCCGAGAAGGGUCGUUGGCUUGAUAUAGAACAAGUGAGGGAAACCAUGAAACUACAAAGAUUAAGAAAAUGUUAUGGAUUCAGCCGCAUUGAGGCAGGCCAUUAGAUUAAGUUUCUAGCAAAACAAUGCAGAAUGUUUGAACUUUGAAGGCUAGCUUUAGACAGGAUCAAAAAGCUUUGACAAGAGUGCUUUCUUGGAACUUUUUUGCCUCUCAACCAAAAGCAUGCAAUUUGUCCAAUGGUAUGCUAAUUGGGGAGAGGAAGUUGGUUGUUGAAAAUCAAGGAAUUGGACAAUGAUCAAUGGAAGUUGGGCUGAUUCACGUGGAAUUUGCUUCUUCCAAAGCAAUGUGUUAUAGUCGAAUAAAGCAAAAAGAGAAGGAACCAUUGUAAUGUUUGUUAGCAAGGUUGCAUUGGCACCUAAGCCUAUGCCUCCAUCGAUCUUCAUGAAAAUAACAAGGUUGUGCUGACUUGUGCGCUAAGGGCACAUGUUAAGAAACCCAAAAGCAAAAAUAUUCUCUUAA
This is a messenger RNA of Medicago truncatula (barrel medic), 2669 nucleotides long. RefSeq names its product pentatricopeptide repeat-containing protein At4g31070, mitochondrial. The transcript has a single exon. Gene Ontology annotation, biological process: RNA modification. The record is from RefSeq and is a predicted model, not a curated record. NCBI's taxonomy places the organism in Eukaryota, Viridiplantae, Streptophyta, Magnoliopsida, Fabales, Fabaceae. The coding region runs from base 386 to 2254 and encodes 622 amino acids. Gene Ontology annotation, molecular function: protein binding; RNA binding.